Messenger RNA from Stylonychia lemnae, 2031 nucleotides. NCBI's taxonomy places the organism in Eukaryota, Ciliophora, Spirotrichea, Sporadotrichida, Oxytrichidae. The record is from the annotation of a GenBank genome assembly.
AUGGAGAAAAGAGAAAGAAAUUUAUCUUAUACAUCGAUGAGCAGACAUAAAAAUUAAAAGCUCGGCCAAAACAAUUCCUAGAAAAAUUCUCCUUAGGGCCAGCUGCCAGUUAUUAAGUUGAACUUGAAUGAUAUUACUAAACGCUGUGAUUCUCAGUAAACUCACCUUUCAACUGCUGCAUCCUCUCAUGUUUCGAAUUGGAAAGGGAAAAGUGACAGAUUCACUGGAGGAUUCAUGAAUUUGAUGUACUAGGAUAAUAGCCUCCAAGCUGUAGCUCGACAAAAAAACUUAAACAGUAUCCGUCUUUCUAAAUUGAAGCAGAUUGAGGAGAUGUAGAGAAAAUACGAGCUUGAAAUGGCUGAGAAAAGAGAAAUAGCAAGCUAUUAUUUCCAAACUUAUGGAUUGUUUUAUGAUGAGAAGCUGCUUAAAAACAGAUCCAAAGGUGAUUUGAUAGUUUACUUUUAGAAGCUACUUAUCUAAAGAAAACAGCGAUUCGCUGCAAGGACGAUACAAAGGGCAUUCAGGUAGUACAGGAUUUACAAGUUUCUUAGAAAAGCCAGGCUAAGACUUAGAGUUGUUGCUGCUUGUAGGAUUCAGAAGAUGUUUAGAUCCACUAAGCAAGCUAGAUAUGAAAGAGACUUGUAAAACAAAAGGAGGUAAAGAGCUGCUGUAGUUGUGCAGAAGGUUCGUAAUAGGAUCUAACCAAUUGUCAGAAGAAGAAUAUUAUAGAGAAAUUUCAGCUAUUUUAGUUAAAUAAGGCUACAUCUUAUGACUUCUGCUUAGAUAAAGAUCAGAUAUCAUUGGUUCAAGUACAAGAAAAACAAGCUUAAGAAAAAGAAGGUACUUUAGUAGAGGAAAUUUUAGCAAGCUAUCAGAGCCAGAGUAGAUACCGGACUAAGUGGAGCUGUGAGGAAGAAUUCUAAUCAAAAAAAUAAUUAUAGAAAUUAAUUGGCUGUUAAUGCUAGCUUAGAUUCAUAAGAUAUUCCCAUUACUCCUGGAAUAGGGCAAAGUCCGAAUCUAAGAAAGCUAAAUUAGUAGAUUUCAUAGUAUAGCAGAGAAAACGAAAGUCCAAUGAGCCAAAGCAAAGAUGAAUACCAGGGCUAAAAUUCAUAAGCAUUUAAUAACUCAUUUAAGUAUGGUAUAUCAGGGAAUCCCCUUAGUCCUAAUGAAAGUUCAGACCAUAAGAGUGACCCUAAGUUUUUAUCUUAAAGUAAAAAGAAGGGAAAAGAUAAGAUUCCCUCACAAUUUUCAAAGACAGUAACUAAGACUCCAAUAGUACAGAUAUCUAAGAAAAAGGAAAAUCUUGUUAUGAAGCAACCACCUAAAGGAGGUUAUCUUUCGACUAAAAAAAUAUCUGACUUUCACUUAGACCUCUCAGAUGUGAAAAAAGAGAAUGCAAAAAAUGAAAAGUCUAAUUCAAACAGAGUUAUAGCCAAGAGAAAUGUUACGUCUUAGUUAUAGCCUUAGUUUGAUGAAAAAGAUAUCAAGAAAUCGUUUACACUUCCUGAGGAGGAUGAAUCAAGUAUAUCUAAGAAUACGACUGAAGAAAAGGAAAAGUUUCAGAUGCCUUCAAUAGAAAUAGAUAAAUUCGAUGAUAUGCCUCUUAAGGCAACUGUCAUAAUGACAAGUGGAACUAACACUCUGCAUAAGCUAAGUCUCAAUCCAUUGGAUAACAUCAUCGAGUAAGAUGCAGACGACUGUUCUCCCUUGGUUAAAAAUGCUCCUUGUAUCAAUUAUGUGAUUGUAAAUGAAAAUUCAGGCUUAGAAGAUUCUUAAUAAGAUCCUUAGGAUUUAGGUUCAAAGCAAAGCACCAUGGACUAUGUUAAUAUGGAGAGAGUGGGUACAUUCGAGCAACUUUAAUAUGAACUAUUGGAAUAAGAAAAACUUUAGGAUCAAGAAUAAGAGUAGGAAGUUCUUCAAUCAAUGCGAUAGUUGCCUCUUAAAGUAUAUGAACAAGAUUAAUUGGUAGAGGAGGACUAUGAGGAUGAUGAGCAAGAAGUUUAGGCAGAAGAUUUGUAAAGUGAUUAUUGA